Molecule: messenger RNA, 936 nt
Organism: Dovyalis caffra
Lineage: Eukaryota; Viridiplantae; Streptophyta; Magnoliopsida; Malpighiales; Salicaceae
Source: the annotation of a GenBank genome assembly
AUGGAGAUGGACAUGGUGAUUAAUGGAUCAUCACUUGAUGAAGCUGGAGGAGACUACUUGCCGCCUAGGAGCUUCAAAGCCAUAAAGUCUGUGUUUUGGGAAGAGACUGUCAAAAUGUGGAAGAUUGCAGGUCCAAUAGGCUUUAAUAUUAUAUGUCAGUAUGGUACAGAAGCUUUUACCAUUAUAUUUGUUGGCCAUCUUGGAAAUCUGGAGCUCUCUGCCGUUUCCAUUUCCCUUAAUGUCAUUAGCACCUUCUCUUUUGGCUUGAUGUUGGUCAUUGCUAUUGGUUCCCUUUCUAUCUGCAUGAAUAUCGAUGGAUGGGAAGUUAUGUUGUUCGUUGGAAUAAAUGCUGCUAUAAGCGUUCGUGUCUCCAACGAGCUCGGAUUAGGACAUCCAAGAGCAGCAAAAUACUCUGUUUAUGUGACUGUAUUUCAAUCUCUUCUCAUUGGGCUAAUUUUCAUGGUUGUUUUGUUGAUAACUAAAGAUUACUUUGCCAUCAUUUUCACAAGCAGCAAAGAUAUGCAAGUAGCUGUCUCUAAACUAGCAUUCCUUCUAGCUAUCACCAUGGUUCUUAACAGUGUUCAGCCAGUGAUAUCAGGGACUUUGGGGCGGGAUGAUUGCUGGAACUGCUUUGCAGACCUUGCUGCUUUUUAUUGUGCUCUACAAAACCAACUGGAAAAAAGAGAAGUAAUAUGCAAUGUUGUCAGAUUGUCACAAGCCACAGGUAUUGGAGUUAAUCCAUCUACCUGCAAGUCUUUCAACAAAUUCAAAACCCAAGUUAGUUCACAACAAACUAAAGUCAUAGCCUUGUAUUUUGAUUCUGAUAAAGACUUGGAGACAGUAUUUUGCUUCUUCGUCUUCCAUGAAAUGAGGGCUUCUCCCAACUUGAUGCAAUAUCCAGUGAUGGACCUUCUAGACAUGGGACAAGCAGCCUAA